UUCGGUUUGAUCAGUUAUAAAUCUAAUUAUAUGUAAAUUUUACUGUUGUUUUUUAAAUCAUAUCCAUUCCAUUUAUAUGAUGAUAAUACUAAUUCCAAACUAUAUUGUCAGUUCAGUAUUACCAUAUUGAAGGGCCUAUUACUUUUCAUAAAGAGAAAUGAAACAACCAGGCCCAUCUAAAGGCCAAUUUUAUUUUUCUUUUUUAACCAAACCUGUGAGCAAAAUUAAUCAUCUCUUUCUAGUUGUAAACCAACCAAAGCAAAAGAGAGAGAAGGCGACGAUGAGUACGAUGAAGCCAAGCCGGAGCGACGAGAUGACCGACCCGGAUCAACAGAUCAAGAACACGAACCAGGUCAGAGCUGGUUUCGAUGCCUUGGCCCCUAAACGACCCACUAAACCCACCCGGAGCGAGCCAGGCCCUAUUGGAUGUUUCUCUACUCCCGAGCCUACCACAGACCAUCCUGAGGCUGACAAGUUCCAAACUCUUCAGUCACAAACUCAUGUUGAUAUUUUGCAUGAAGGAGAUCCAGCUGCUGUUCAAGAUGAGUUCUUGGAGACAGAUUAUUACACGAAGCUCACCUCCAUUGAUAAGCAGCAUCACACGACCGGAAGUGGAUUUAUCAAUGUGGUGAAGGAAGGCGGUGAAGAGGCCGUGAUAGCCGCCGCUGCAAUCGGAGACGGAGGUGAAAAGGCCGUUUACAAAAGUAAUCCGGCGACUAACGAUUGGAUUCCUGCGGUGGAGGAGGACCUUGGUUCAGAAUCUUCGUCUAAACCGAACCGGAGUGAGAGUUCUUGAAUUGGAUCUUUGAAUGUGUGUACUUUAUCUUCUUCCAGAUGUUGUGUUAUUUUGAAAUAAACUAAUUAAAUAUGUUUUUGUUAUAAAAUCUGAAAUAAUAAUGUAACUUUCAAAAUAUCCAAGAUAAGAACGAACUUUCUGUGGACUGUAUUACUUUCAACAAACG
Messenger RNA from Eruca vesicaria subsp. sativa (arugula), 962 nucleotides. The record is from the annotation of a GenBank genome assembly. NCBI's taxonomy places the organism in Eukaryota, Viridiplantae, Streptophyta, Magnoliopsida, Brassicales, Brassicaceae.